Neopsephotus bourkii (Bourke's parrot) is the source of this 3261-nucleotide messenger RNA. RefSeq names its product calpastatin (gene CAST). NCBI's taxonomy places the organism in Eukaryota, Metazoa, Chordata, Aves, Psittaciformes, Psittacidae. Gene Ontology annotation, molecular function: calcium-dependent cysteine-type endopeptidase inhibitor activity. The record is from RefSeq and is a predicted model, not a curated record. The transcript is spliced from 29 exons. Bases 57 to 2354 code for a protein of 765 amino acids. Gene Ontology annotation, cellular component: cytoplasm.
CCGAGCUGAGCUGGGCCGGGCCGGGCGGCAGGGAGCAGCGAGCAGAGGGCAGCGUCAUGGCUUUCGCGCGGUGGUGGUACGCCACGCAUGGUGACAACAAGGCAAGUGGAGCUUCUUCCAAAUCAGGAGAGAAAGAAGCAGGUGUAGCAGAGAAGAAACCAGCAAGUGCUAGUGUUAGCGAACCCCUCAAAACACAGACAAUUGAAGCAUCUUCUGCUGUUAAGAAGCAGUCCCCUGCUGUGGAUGCCUCAAAACCCCAAACCAUGAAGCCAUCUGAAACAAAGCCUGCACCAACAACUGUAACAGAGUCUGGGAAAAACAUGCAGUCAACCAAGCCAACAGACUCUCAAAAUAAACAGCUGUCUGAAGAGAGGCAAAAGGACCCCAAUGGUGCAAAAAGCCAAACUUCCACUUCUCUGACGACAAAUAAUGGAGAAAAGGUAACUACAGCUCAAGCUGGCCAGCCUCCACAAGCAAUCUCCAUAGAGACAGCAAAGCCCAAGUCUGAGAAAAUGACCACAGAGGCUCCUGCAGCCAGUGCAGGUGCAGCUGGUGCAAGUGUAGUUCGUGUGGCUGAUAAGUCAAGCAGCAAGCCUGGAAUGGAUGAGUCAGCACUAGAUAGCCUAAUAGACACCCUGGGUGGACCUGAAGAAGAUGUGCCUACUAGUCCUGUUUACACUGGCCCAGAAGUUACGGAAGAUAUAUCUUCAAGAUACUUGGAAGAACUGGGUAAACGAGAAGGUAGUCUCCCUCCAGAGUAUGUUAAAUUGUUGAAGAGCAAAGGGGGUGGCAAAGAUGGAUUCCCACCAAAAGCAGAUGAACGAGAGGAAAAACCAAUGACGGACGAUGAGCUUGCAGAGGCCUUGUCAUCAGACUUUGCCUGUAGUACUGCUUCUGCUGAAGAAAAGACAAGACUGACAGAGAAACCAAGUAAGGAAGAAGAAAUUGUACAAGCACAAGCAGUAAGUUCAGUAAAGACCUCGGUUCCUCCUAAGGAGAAGAAAACAAAAUCAAAAGAGAAAAUUAAAGAUGAUGCAAUGGAAGUUCUUCUUGGUACUCUUGGUGGACCUGAACCUGAACCUGAAGAUCAUACCCCUGUUGUAGAGGUGGCAGAGGCUAAAGCUAAGGAGAAAAAGGUAAAAAAGGCUGGAGAACUUGAUGAUACAAUACCUCCAGAAUACAGGUUAACACCAAAGUUGGAUAAAGAUGGAAAACCAGUAUUGCCAAAGCCUGAAGAAAAACCUAAGCCUUUGAGUGAAUCUGAUCUUGUUGAUGAAUUUUCGAAAGACUUUGCGUGCCCUGCCCGGCCUGCAGUACAGUCCAAACCAUCACAUCCCAGCAGCGUGUCCAAAACGCCUUCAGAUCCUGUGGCUGCAAAAGCUACCGAGGAUGAAGCAGUCCCUUGCGCCACAGCUUGCACUCUGCAGUCUUCAGCUGCAACAGCUGUGUCUUCAGUUGGUCAAGUGGCAGAUGAAGCACUGGAAGCCUUAUCCAGUACCCUAGGAAAGAUGGAGUCUGAUCCAGAGGAAAAGAAGCCUGCUGUGGACAAAAUUAAGGAGAAAACCAAAGAGGAGCAACACAAAAAACUGGGUGAAGAUGAAGAAACAAUUCCUCCAGAGUACAGAUUAACAGAAGCAAAAGAUGAAGAAGGAAAACCACUCUUACCAAAACCAGAAGAAAAGUCCCAGCCUAUGAGUGAAAACGAUCUUUUAGAGGGUUUGUCAGAAGGAUUUUCCUAUUCUCCAUCUCCAUCUGCUCCACUACCUACACAAACUGUAAUAAAGAAAACCAAGAAGGUAAAAAAUUCUGCAGAUUCUUCCAACAUUGUCUCUGCUGCUACAGUUUCUUCAGUGCACUCAGCAGCUCCUCUAGCUUCUACCUCCGGAGAGAAAGAGAUGGAUGAAGCCUUGGAUCUCCUGUCUGAUUCCCUGGGGCAGAGGGAACCUGACCCUGAUGAGAACAAAUCGGUUGUGGACAAAGUAAAGGAAAAAGCUAAAUCUGAACACAGAGACAAACUUGGAGAAAGAGAUGAUACUAUCCCACCUGAUUAUCAAGAACUUCUGGAGUCAGGUGAGCAGGGUAAACCAAUAAAGCCAACAGCAAAGGGCAGUGUGAAACACAAAGAACCAGAGAAGCGAAUAGAUGACUCUGCAGCUAUCGACGCCCUAUCAGGUGACUUUGAUACUAGUGCAAGGGCUCCUGCCACACCACAGCACUCAAAGUGUAGGACAAAAGUGGAAAGGAAACCACUAAGCCAACCCCGAAGGCUAAAGGAAAACCCAAAGACCCUAAAACGGCAAAGGGACAGUCCUCCAGCAGCAAAUCUGAGAAGCAGAAAACAAGCUAAACGUUGACAUUAAAGCUAAUGUUAACGUUAUUGGGUAAGAUUUCUCCCUCUCUCUUCUCUUUAACUAUCACAAAGACAACUCAUGCUAGUGUUACUGAAGCCAAGUUUUGCUCACAGCAUUUUACUAAACCUAGACAUGGUUAGAGACACUGUUAGACACACACUUGCAGUGACUUUGAAGCUCAGUGUUCCUGGGCAGAAAAAGCCUUGCUUUUUCCUCACACCCUAUGUCCGUCCUUAUACAUAGGUGCGUUCCUUUAGGUUUCUGCAGCUGAGGAUUCCAAGGCAUGACAUUGUGCUUCCACCAUAAGAUCUUUUUAGACUACUGAAGAACAAGCACAUCUCAGCUGCUUGUUUUUAUCUUUAGGACAGUGACUAUUGUCAGUACUUCUGCACUCAGUUAAUUUCAGAAUAACAGGCAGAGCAGGUGCAAAAAUCCCCACAGAUAAACUAGCAGGUAGAGCAGGUUUCAGUGCUCUGCUCUCAGCUUUCCUGGCCCAAGUACAGCCUCCUUCUAUGAACACAUUCCACCUGAUGCCACUUACUUCUUUGUACUUAUCUUGAUCACACCUGUAAUGUAAGAGAAAGUAAUUGGAGUCUUUCAUCAUCACUGUUAGUUCAUGGGGGCAUUCACUUAACUACUCUUCAGUGUUGGAUACAUGUGCUUCAGGCUGGGCGGUUUCCUGGGGCAUGGAGGGGAGAGGCUGAAGCACAUCCUGGGCCUGAUCCAUCUACCUACCACCUGCCAGCCAGGAGUGUCCCAGGUCUAGCACCCUGAAGAACCUGAGGGGAGCCACUUUUCUUGGCCUGCAGAGGAGGUCCUGGCUCUCCUGGGAGGAGGAGUGACUCUGUGUGGCAAAAUCCUGUGUGGAGAUUUGGCAACCAACCUCAAAUGAGCAAGACAAAGAUGCAUC